[Candida] anglica is the source of this 1279-nucleotide messenger RNA. The record is from the annotation of a GenBank genome assembly. NCBI's taxonomy places the organism in Eukaryota, Fungi, Ascomycota, Pichiomycetes, Serinales, Debaryomycetaceae.
UAUGGGAACUAGCAAGCGGGAAGAUCACUUGAGGAAGGGUUCCGAUGUGACGCCAUAUGAGGCACUUGCUGCUGGAUCGAUGUCUGGAGCUGUUUCACGAGCCGUCACUGCUCCUUUAGAUACCGUGAAGAUCAGAUUACAACUUCAGACAAAUGUAUUUGGAGAGUAUAAAGGUGCUACAUCAACAGUGAUAUCCAUCAUUAAGAAUGAAGGAGUAAGAGCACUUUGGAAGGGAAACGUACCGGCCGAAAUUAUGUAUAUUAUUUAUGGAGGGGUCCAAUUCACGUCCUAUUCCAUCUUGAGUAAAGCUCUUGCCAAGUUUGAAGAUGACAAUAGUCACAUUAAACUUUCCCCAUCCACCCAUUCCCUCAUUGUCGGUUCUGGUGCGGGUCUUUCCAGUACCCUCGCCACUUAUCCAUUUGAUUUACUUCGAACUCGACUAGCCGCACACACAUCCAGAGAAUUUCUUUCAAUAACUUCUACAAUUAAAGAAAUACGGCAAACCCAAGGUUUGAGAGGAUUUUACACAGGUAUGAGACCUGCUAUGAUCUCAGUAACGUCAACAACAGGGUUGAUGUUUUGGGCAUACGAAAUUGCACGAGACGUAUCCAACAAGUACAAGGGAGAUAUUCCAUUUAUAGAGGGUAUUUGUGGCUUUGUAGCUGGUGCAGUUUCGAAGGGAAUCACUUUCCCAUUAGAUACACUUCGUAAACGUAUGCAAAUGUAUUCAGUCACCAAUGGUCCUCAAAGAGUCUCUUCAUUCAAGCUCAUGGCAAAUAUUCUCUCUAAGGAGGGAAUGUUUGGGUUUUAUAAAGGAUACGGGAUUAGUGUAUUGAAGACUGCUCCCACCAGUGCGUUGUCAUUAUUCAUGUACGAAUAUUCCCUAGGAACUAUUCGGUCAUUUGAGAAGAAACUCGAGUAAAUAGAGAGGAGAAUGCAGUAUAACUGAUAUAGGAGAAUGAUCGAAAUGUUACUGUACAUUAACAGUGUUGCUGAAACUAGUUCCACUAACCAGAAGUUCUCAUAGCAGAUCUUUUAGUUUUCAUUCAUGUUCCUUUUAGCUAUUUAUAGAGAUCACUAAGAAAUGUUCAAGAGAUUUUGGAAUGGGAAUAAUAUUUAUUAUGUAGGAUGUAAUUACUUUUUGUGUGAUACUAUUUAUCAAUAGAGGCCAUGCUAGAGAAUCUCUACUUGACAGGUAUAGCUGUUAAGAGGUCUCUAGAUGUAAAACAUUUUAUCUUCAUUUUCGUAGCAGCCUGAAUACGUGCUUCAAUUAUGAAGC